Odobenus rosmarus divergens (Pacific walrus) is the source of this 1375-nucleotide messenger RNA. RefSeq names its product gamma-glutamylcyclotransferase (gene GGCT). The transcript is spliced from 4 exons. The record is from RefSeq and is a predicted model, not a curated record. Gene Ontology annotation, molecular function: gamma-glutamylcyclotransferase activity. The coding region runs from base 118 to 684 and encodes 188 amino acids. Lineage: Eukaryota; Metazoa; Chordata; Mammalia; Carnivora; Odobenidae.
CGCCUUUCCGCCAACUGCAGAGGCCCCGGCUAGUUGGCCACCGGAGUUGGGGCGCUCGCAGUCCUCUUCUCACAGUCGUACCGCCGACCCCGGGGCCGCGCGGGUGUCUGGUGGAGCAUGGCGAACUCGGGCUGUCAGGACCUCCGGGGCCAGGAGGGGGAGAGUUUUCUGUACUUCGCCUACGGUAGCAAUCUGCUGACCGAGCGGAUCCACCUCCGAAACCCGUCGGCCGCGUUCUGCUGCGUGGCCCGCCUGCAGGAUUAUAAGCUUGACUUUGGCAAUUCCCAAGGCAAAACAAGUGAAACUUGGCAUGGAGGUAUAGCCACUAUUUUUCAAAGUCCUGGCGAUGAAGUAUGGGGAGUAGUAUGGAAAAUGAACAAAAGCAAUUUGAGUUCUCUGGAUAAGCAAGAAGGGGUUAAAAGUGGAACAUAUGUCCCAAUAGAAGUUAAUGUUUAUACUCAAGAAGGAAAAGAAAUAACCUGUCGAAGUUAUCAGAUGAAAAAUUAUGAGAGUGCUCCCCCAUCCCCCCAGUAUAAAAAGGUCAUUUGCCUAGGUGCAAAAGAAAAUGGUUUGCCACUGGAGUAUCAAAAGAAGUUAAAUGCAAUAGAACCAAAUGACUACCAAGGAGAAGUCUCAGAAGAAAUUGAAGACAUUAUCAAAAAGGGAGAAACAAAAGUUCAAUAGAACAUAAUAGAUAUUUUAGAUAGAAAUCUAAAUUAUAAUAGAAAAUACAGAUAUUUUCUGUAUGUGCUAAUAUAUUUUUAACAUUUAGAAAAGAGAUCUGAGGUAUCUCUAUGUUUAAUAUAUUUUCAACAGUGCUCUAAAGGGAUAUCUUACUUAGGUAAUUCCUUGUUUUCAGACUCAAAAAAGAAACUUGGUUAGAAAUUAGAUAAUUGAGGGGCGCCUGGGUGGCUCAGAUGGUUAAGCGUCUGCCUUUGGCUCAGGUCAUGAUCCCAGGGUUCUGGGAUGGAGUCCCACAUCAGGCUCUCUGCUCAGUGGGCAUCCUGCUUCUCCCUCUGCCUGCCGCUCCACCUGCUUGUGCUCUCUUUCUCUCUGUCAAAUAAAUAAAUAAAAUCUUAAAAAAAAAAUUAGAUCAUUGAAAAGGAGGCCAUGAUGCACUGGAAUGCAUGCCAAUGGAUGUGGGUACUCCUUCCAUGAACACUUAAAGUUAUUUUCUGGAGUUGAGUGUAUUCUUGCUCUGUGACAGAGGAGAUAUUUGCAACUUAACGAUCGUGCUGGUGAAUCGCUCUGCUCUGGGAUUUUUUUUAAUCAGCUUAAUAAGAGCAAGCAAACUGCAGAGACAGUUGAUAAUUUUUUUUUUAAUUUAAAAAUGGCAUACUGUUCUUAGAGAAAUAAAUGUAUUUGUGGUUUAACC